Leishmania mexicana MHOM/GT/2001/U1103 is the source of this 933-nucleotide messenger RNA. RefSeq lists its product as hypothetical. The coding region runs from base 1 to 933 and encodes 310 amino acids. The transcript has a single exon. NCBI's taxonomy places the organism in Eukaryota, Euglenozoa, Kinetoplastea, Trypanosomatida, Trypanosomatidae. The record is from RefSeq and is a predicted model, not a curated record.
AUGGAUAACAUGGAUUUGUCCUCUAUCAGCACGUCGUCGAGCGCCCCGCAGCUGUUUCACAUGUCGCCUACGGAGCGCGCUGAGGUGGAGAUGGGUACAUGGGCGUGGUGGCGUCAGGAGCUGCGGAAUAAGCGUGUCACGAAGGACGGCUACCAUCGUGUGCAGCUGCAGGAAGUCCAUACUCGGCUUACCACUCAGCACGAGGACAACCCGAGCACAGUAGAGCUAGACUUCAGCAGCUGCUACAUGGAGCCUACAGCGCCGUACGUGCUGGGCCGCCUGUUUGCUUCUCUUCAACUAAAGGAGCUGCGGUGGAUUACCUCGCUGCGGCUGGAUGGCAACUAUUUCACCAACGACGGCUUCCGCACGAUGCUCGCCACGAUGUCGGCCGCGAACGAAGAGCAGACGAUCUUGCCACUUCUGCGGCAACUAUACCUCAACAACAUGAACCUCGAUCAACACUCCGUCGCUGGGCUGUUUGCGUACCUGUUUCCAGUGGACCACAAGACCAUGGGCGGCAUCUCACAAAAGGCAUUCUGUAUCGCCGGAAGACCUGUCUCGCGGUCGUCGGAGGCUUACAUCGCAGCCAGCAGGCGUAGUCCUACGGUACCGCUGUUUCCUUCCUUGACCGUGCUCAGCCUCAGUGACAACCCGGGGGUGGGAACGGAGGGCCUCAUUCAGAUUCUCCGUAGCCUGUUGGCUGUUCACUACGAGCCGCAUGCCAUCUCCGUCAUGGAUCUCUCCCGAUGUGGCUUGGACAAGGCGACUCCAAAGUACUUUCGCGAAUACUUUGGCAAUCUUUCGAGAGCAAUUAAAACCAGCUACUACCCAGUGGCACCGCGGCGAUUUGUGCUGAUAGGCAACCAGCACGGCAUUGCAAACUUGAAUGGGAUCUACUCGCCAGAAAAAACGGGUAUUCAGCUCGUGCUUUGA